Messenger RNA from Plasmopara halstedii, 2460 nucleotides. Its product is annotated as dead deah box helicase. The record is from RefSeq and is a predicted model, not a curated record. Gene Ontology annotation, cellular component: intracellular anatomical structure. Gene Ontology annotation, molecular function: RNA binding; ATP binding. NCBI's taxonomy places the organism in Eukaryota, Oomycota, Peronosporomycetes, Peronosporales, Peronosporaceae. Bases 1 to 2460 code for a protein of 819 amino acids. The transcript has a single exon.
AUGACCCGACACCAUAAAAGACGAUCGAGGUCAAGCUCACGUUCUCGCUCUCCUUGCCGCCGCAGAGCAUCAUAUCAUACUUUAAGGGGUGAUCACAACUCGCAAAAAACGACAACCCAAUCCAAUCUUUCUAGCACGCAGAAAACAACGUCUACGCAAAUCAUAUCGAGCUCUAUUCUGCCUGCUUUAGCACAUCGUGAGGAGCUUUUAAAAGCUCUUAACGACCAUCAAGUUGUUGUUUGUGUUGGUGAAACUGGCUCGGGUAAGACAACGCAACUUCCACAAUAUUUAUACGCCAGCGGCACUUAUACCUCCUCAAAAAGUGAUGAUGGACAGAUAUCUCAAUGUAUCGUCAUCACUCAACCGAGACGAGUUGCGACGGUCUCUGUGGCUUAUCGAGUUGCCGAGGAAAUGAAGACGAAAGUUGGAGGGGAUGGGUUAGUUGGCUAUUCUAUCAGAUUUGAAUCUCGCUGUAGUGAUCAUACAAAGCUCAAGUUCUUGACAGAUGGAGUGCUGGUUCGUGAGUGUCUGAGUGACCCGUUGCUUACCAAAUACAGUGUUGUAAUGCUAGAUGAAGCUCAUGAGCGCAGCAUUCACACCGACGUAUUGCUUGGAUUAUUGAAGCAGGUAAUUAUGAAACGACCGGAGUUUCGGGUGCUGAUAACGUCGGCGACAUUGGAUGCUGAUAAGUUUGCAGCAUUUUAUAAAAAUUCGGCAAUCUCAAAUGACAAGAAGACGAAAGUGAUGAAGGAUUGUCCAAUCAUUACGAUCCCAGGACGAGUGUAUCCUGUCGAUAUAUUUCACUCGAAACAGCGUCAAAUUAUGGGACUUCGAGGUCCAUUGUCAGCCUAUGUACGUGCUGCUGUCGAGACAACCAUUCAAGUGCAUAAUAGUGAGGAACCAGGACAUAUCUUGGUAUUUCUGACCGGUCAGAAAGAAAUUGAGGAAGCAUGUGCUCAACUUCGAGCAUUGUAUCAAAGCCAAGAAAAGCGGAAUGAUGAGAUGGAGUUGCGUGUACUACCUUUAUAUGGUGCUUUACAAGGUCAGAAACAACGAGAGAUAUUUGAUUUUGUACCAUUGGCAAGUGUUCGCAAAGUCAUCGUCGCUACAAAUAUUGCUGAAACGUCAUUAACGAUCGAUGGUGUACGAUACGUGGUAGACUGUGGCUUUACGAAACAAAAAGUGUACAAUCCAAAGCAACAGAUGGAGUCGCUUGUAGUCGUACCUGUCUCAAAAGUGUCUGCACAGCAGCGAGCUGGACGAGCUGGCCGUACAGCACCCGGAAAGUGUUAUCGCUUGUACGACAAAAUGUCGUACGAGGAAAUGGCCCAAGAGACAAUACCGGAAAUUCAACGGACAAAUCUCGCCAAUACCGUUUUGUAUCUUAAACUUCUUGGUAUCCAAGAUGUAUUGGGGUUUUCGUACCUCGACCCUCCCGACAAAGACUCGCUACUUGACGCAUUAAAGCAGCUGUACGUGCUCGGAGCAUUAGAUGCCACGACUGGCGAAGCAACUUCUCUUGGUAAAGUCAUGGCUGCUUUUCCGUUAGACCCAAAACUUUCACGUGCUCUUGUUGAGUCGUUGCGAUUGAAGUGUAGUCAGGAAAUGACGAAAGUAGUUGCGAUGCUUUCUGUCGAGAAUGUAUUUCAAGACUCUUUUCAUCACAGUAAAAAGCAGCAACUACAUCGUGGAAAGGAAGACAAGGGUGAUACAAUUGACUGGGCACAGUGCAUUUUAGCAUUGCAAAGAGAAGGUCUCGUUCAUAAAGAUGGAGAUCAGCUCACGUACCGACUAUUACUCAAUGCUUUCGAAUCUGAAUCGCGUCGAGUUCAUGAUCAUCGCCGUAAGCUUGAAUAUUGGUGUCAAGAUCGCCACCUUCGAUUUCGUGCUCUAACGAUGGCUAGAUCAAUUGUGACACAGCUCCGUUAUAUUAUCACAAAGUUAUCUCGACGUGAUUUGGAGGCUAUCAUGGAUGCCAGAAUGGAGGAUAAACAAGAUAUUUCAAUAGACGAUCGUCUUCGACAAUCACUUUGUUCAGGGUUUUUUAUGAAUGCUGCAAGUCGAUGUACUGUGGAGACUGUAUACCGUUUACUGCAUACUCAUGACGAUGACAAUAAACUUGUCCAAUUUCAUCCACUUUCAGCAAUGUGUUACGCUGCUGCACCUGAAUUUUGUAUAUACCACGAGCUAGUCGUCACAAGUAAGCCAUUCAUGCGUGGCGCUUUAGCAGUUGAACGUCGGUGGCUAGAUAAAUAUUGCAAAGACAAGCUUCACGUCUCAGAAGCACAGCUAUAUGCAUUGUGUGGACGUAAGUCCUAUGUUGUCGAACCAGAUCAGUACCAGCAAGCUGAGCUUACGAAAGAAGUUGUGAAUUCCGUACCUGUGACUUCUGAUGUGACAGCUGAUGCAAUUGCUGCGGCACGUGCUCGAUUCUUGGCUCGCACAAAACGCACAGAGUGA